AUGGGACUGAAAGGGAGUAAAAUGAGCAGAGUAGUGAGUUUUCGAAGGUUGAAAGGCGCUUCUUCAUCGGUGAUAACAACAACGACGACACGUACUACGCGAAGAGGGUAUAUUCCGGUUGCGGUGGGUGUGGACGAAGAAACGAGGCGUUUUAUGGUACAGACGAAGGCGUUGUCGAAUGAAGAGUUUGUGCAGUUAUUUCUGUGCAGAUCUGCUGAGGAAUAUGGCUUUUGCAAUGAGGGAGUUCUCAGGAUUCCUUAUGAUGCUAAAGCCUUUGAGGAUUGGAUGAAUAACACACGUGCCAAGCACAAGAUUUUCAGGAUUCAGCCCACAAACACGUACUAA
Messenger RNA from Erythranthe guttata (spotted monkey flower), 345 nucleotides. Its product is annotated as auxin-responsive protein SAUR40. NCBI's taxonomy places the organism in Eukaryota, Viridiplantae, Streptophyta, Magnoliopsida, Lamiales, Phrymaceae. Gene Ontology annotation, biological process: response to auxin. The record is from RefSeq and is a predicted model, not a curated record.